UCAGGGCAAAAAAAAAAAGAAAAAGGUUGUUUAUUGUAGUAAAAAGCCACGAUAAUCUUGCCACCAAAUUUGUUGUCUUAUAAAGUGCUGUGCCAAGAUCAGGUGAUAAAUGGCUACAGGAACAUUCUUGCAUGCCUUACUCAUUAACUUCAAAAGUAAUAAACAUCAAAGAAGAAAUUAAAAAAAAAAGUAAAAGGAAUUUGUCAUCUGAAAAAGAAAAUAUCAUGACAGAAGGAACGAAAUCCAUUACUGCUAGUCCAACAGUAACAACAACAGGAGUAACAACAGACGCAACACCAAAAGAAGUGAACAGCAACCACGAGACAUCAUUAAGCGUAGCAAAAGCAGACUUCUCCAUUACAAUUCGGUCACAAAGCACGGCCACAUUGAAUGCAGUAUUUCAGCGACUCAUGGAUGUUAUCCAUGCAACCGUCCCAGCACGCUCAAUUCGAGGGCCUAUUCGUUUACCCAAGGAAGACAAAAUUCAUUCCCGUCGAGUCGAUAUUAAAUUCAUUUCAGAAACACAAUUGCGCUCGAUAGCAGAACAGUCCGGGGUCAAGUUGUCUGAUAUGGCUGGUGAGGAUAGGAUACAGGACGAUGGAUUAAUUGUUUCAUUUGAUAUUGAAUGAAAAUGUGACAAUUAUGGCUCUAUUAGUAAUAAAUCAUAAUAUAUAUAUA
Lobosporangium transversale is the source of this 678-nucleotide messenger RNA. RefSeq lists its product as hypothetical. NCBI's taxonomy places the organism in Eukaryota, Fungi, Mortierellomycota, Mortierellomycetes, Mortierellales, Mortierellaceae. Bases 132 to 629 code for a protein of 165 amino acids. The record is from RefSeq and is a predicted model, not a curated record. The transcript has a single exon.